Molecule: messenger RNA, 1174 nt
Organism: Cataglyphis hispanica
Lineage: Eukaryota; Metazoa; Arthropoda; Insecta; Hymenoptera; Formicidae
Product: valacyclovir hydrolase
Exons: 5
Coding region: 132-1019 (295 amino acids)
Source: RefSeq, a predicted model, not a curated record
GAACCAAUAAAUAUAUUACAGUCACAUUUCAUUGCUACUAAUUAUAAGCGAUUUGUUUGUUCUGCUGAAGGCACCAUUAUUUUCAGCGACAUACCGCGGUUCAGAGCUGCGAAUAGCUUGUAAACUGUGCAAUGUGGUCAAGCACAUGUGUUCGUUUCGCGAGUACAUUAUGCAGAACGGCAGAGUCCAGCAGAAGUCUGUCGAUUCGACAAGUUUCAGCAAUGGCGACUAGAACUCGUGAGAUUGAGGAACGAAAAGUCAAAGUGAAUGGCACGGAAAUAAAUUACGCCAGAAUCGGCAGCGGCGAUCAUCCGGUGUUAUUGUUACCUGGCGCACUAGGAACAAUAUGGACUGAUUUUAAACCGCAGAUCGAAAAUCUAAAUGCGGACAAGUUGACCAUAGUGGCAUGGGACCCACCCGGUUAUGGAAAGUCGCGACCACCCGAUAGGACUUUCCCGGACGAUUUCUUUCAGCGCGACGCAAGAUUGGCUAACAAUCUGAUGAAGAUUCUCGGCUACUCGAAAUUUUCUCUGAUCGGCUGGAGCGAUGGCGGCAUCACAUCGCUCCUACUUGCCUCAACAUAUCCCGAGAAUAUUUAUAAGAUGGUGGUUUUUGGUGCGAACGCAUACAUACACCCGGACGAGAUAAAAAUUUAUGAAAAUCUCAGAGACAUCAACAACUGGUCAGAAAGAAUGAGGAGAUCUAACAUAGAAAUUUACGGCGAGGAUUAUUUUAAAAAAACCUGGUCAGGUUGGGUAGACGCUGUGCAAAGAUUGUACGAAAAGCAAAAUGGUAAUUUGUGCAAACAGGUUCUGUCAAAAAUAAAGUGUCCGACGUUGAUUAUUCACGGAGGCAAAGAUCCGAUAGUCUUACCGGAACAUCCGGAAUAUCUAAAGCAAAACAUCGUCAACUCAAACCUGCAUAUUUUCGAAAAAGGCGGACAUAAUCUUCAUUUGAAAUACUUUGAAGAGUUUAAUAAGUUGGUGACGGAGUUCUUGCUAGAUCAAUCAAAAAUAUAAUAAAUUUGUUGUGACAUUAUAUGAUGAAUUUAUGUAUUAUAUAUAGAUGAUGGUGAUGGAGAUUUAUAUAAUUUUUAUCAAAGACAGAGUUUAUUAUAUUAUGUUAUUGUAUACUGAAUAUUUUAUAAUAAUGUAAUAAUAAUAAAUGCAAUAUU